Messenger RNA from Lepisosteus oculatus (spotted gar), 5452 nucleotides. It is a transcript of the gene smad3b, whose product is annotated as SMAD family member 3b. Gene Ontology annotation, molecular function: RNA polymerase II cis-regulatory region sequence-specific DNA binding; DNA-binding transcription factor activity, RNA polymerase II-specific; I-SMAD binding. The record is from RefSeq and is a predicted model, not a curated record. Lineage: Eukaryota; Metazoa; Chordata; Actinopteri; Semionotiformes; Lepisosteidae. Gene Ontology annotation, biological process: transforming growth factor beta receptor signaling pathway; SMAD protein signal transduction; cell differentiation. Gene Ontology annotation, cellular component: heteromeric SMAD protein complex.
GAGGGAAUGAUUGGGCACUGCUAGUCACCACCCCAAAAAAAAAAGGUUGAGAGCUUGGGAAAAGGCAAACCUGAAGGUUUGGGCUGUGCACUGAGAAUCCAUGGAGUGGCGCUCGGGCACCGGACUGGAUCUCGCGGCAAAAAGCUGGUCCAAGUCCGGGCAGGCCGAGGGGCUCUGGGUGCUGUGCCAUGUCUGCGCCCUGGCCGCUGCGCUGUUCGUGACGGACGGGUCUCAUGGGUGUCGGAGACGCCUCUGCUGUUGCCCUACGCCGCGCCCGUGCCAGGGCUGCAGGUCACUGUAUCUGGCAGUGCGAGCGCCCCUGGGCACUUGCUGUACUGUAUACAGCGUGCAGUGUCAGCGGCGUGACUCAGCUCCCAGGAAUGCACAGCCUGCCCUGGGAGGGCGUGGGUCUCUGGAUGGGCGGCUGCAGGUGUCCCACAGGAAAGGGUUGCCCCACGUGAUCUACUGCCGGCUGUGGCGCUGGCCGGACCUGCAGAGCCAUCACGAGCUGCGGGCCGUGGAGCUGUGCGAGUUUGCCUUCCACAUGAAGAAGGAUGAGGUCUGCGUCAACCCCUACCACUACCAGCGGGUGGAAACCCCGGUGCUGCCCCCCGUCCUGGUGCCAAGACAUACAGAGAUCCCCACCGAGUACCCACCGCUCGAUGACUACAGCCACUCCAUUCCUGAGAACACCAACUUCCCUGCCGGGAUAGAGCCGCAGAGCAACUACAUACCUGAGACCCCACCACCCGGUUACCUCAGCGAGGAUGGGGAGACCAGCGACCACCAGAUGACCCAUGGCAUGGAUGCAGGUUCUCCAAACUUGUCGCCUAAUCCUGUCUCUCCAGCACACAGCAAUCUGGACCUGCAGCCCGUGACGUACUGUGAGCCUGCGUUCUGGUGUUCCAUAUCCUACUACGAGCUGAACCAGCGGGUGGGCGAGACUUUCCACGCCUCCCAGCCCUCCCUGACCGUGGACGGCUUCACCGACCCCUCCAACUCCGAGCGCUUCUGCCUGGGCCUGCUGUCCAACGUCAACCGCAACGCGGCCGUGGAGCUCACCCGCCGACACAUCGGCAGGGGUGUGCGGCUGUAUUACAUCGGGGGAGAGGUGUUCGCGGAGUGUCUGAGUGACAGCGCCAUCUUCGUCCAGAGUCCAAACUGCAACCAGCGGUACGGCUGGCACCCGGCCACAGUGUGCAAGAUCCCGCCUGGCUGUAACCUGAAGAUCUUCAACAACCAGGAGUUUGCGGCUCUGUUGGCCCAGUCGGUGAACCAGGGCUUCGAGGCUGUGUACCAGCUGACCCGGAUGUGUACCAUCCGCAUGAGCUUCGUCAAGGGCUGGGGCGCGGAGUACAGCGCCUGCCAGCGAGAGGGAGCCCAGGCUCGUCUCGGAAACGGGGGCAGGCAGGCAGGCAGGCCGGCCGGCUGCGUUCCCAGCCCUGAAUUAGUUUCCAGAGUCACCAGGUCAAGAGAUGGCCGGCGUUUUUUUGUGUGCGGCUGACUCGUCUACGAUUCCUUCCUCAAUAUAAAACGGAACUCCCAGGGAAAGAGAAAUGAAAAGGACAAAUGAGUGCGCCUCUUGUUAGUCAGCCGUGGAGCACCGUCUGGGUAGUGGCCAGCAGAGUUAAGGGCUGACAAAUGUGACUUGUAAGGCCUCCAAGUGACACAGUUCCACUUUACGUAGUGAUGAUAAAGUCUGUGCGCGUCUUUAUUAAAAUAAAGACGAGCACAGCUUCAAGGAAAGUCUUGACUGUGUUUUUUUAUGGCUUAAGACUUAAUCUUAUUGUUUCUGGGGGAACUAAAAAAAAAUGAAUCCAUCGUAAUUAAAAGCAGAGCAACGCUUCCCAAAGGGGAAGACUGCUGAGCAGACAGCGCAUGUGGAGCCAGUUAAGAGCUUGGGUCGGAUUUCUCCCACCCCCUCUCCUUCUCCUUCUCCAAGCCAUUAGGGCUUGUUAAAAUUUGUGAAUUGAUUGUGCUGGCAUAGAAACCUCUUAAGGUUUUUUUUUUAAAAAAACCUGCAGAAAGUCUCCGCAAAGCUGAAGGCAGAUUCCAUUCUCACAGUUGCCUUGUAGGUUAUCUGGCAGCUGGCUGGGAUAAUGUAGGCAGAGUUUUCCAUUGCUCUGGGAAGGGUCAUUUUCUUAUCUGAGAUUAUAGUGCCCUGGACAGAGGGAUCAUACCAUUAUCUGGGUGCCAGACUCUCUACUGUUUUUCUUAGUUUCUGAAAUUCUACACUGUCAUUUGAAAUAGGCCUACUGGUGCCUCCCCAGUACUGUGGUUUGGCAGCAUCUCGUCAGACCAGAGGAAGCCUCUCUGUUUGCGCAUCUCCUGUGUUUAUUCUAGAGAGGAUGUGUUUGUAGAGUGGAAAAAAAUGGUUGCAAAUCACUGUUCUGAAGUAGCGGUUUUGUUUAGAAGAUACUUAGUGGACAAGAGUUCACCUCCGGUUUGUGUUGCACAGUCUAAAGCAGUGGAAUACGGGUUACUGGGAGGGGGGAGUCUCAGGAAGUACAUCCUGUGGACUGUCACCCCAAGAUUAACACUGAGCUGGAACUCGUAACUGUUUUUUUAUCUUAUUAAUGGAAAUACUCUCAUGGAGGAGCGGUGUGGGAAGCAGUGUCUUUGCUGAAUUGCAACAAUAAUACAGUGUAUUAGAGAGCAGUCCGAUUACUGAACUUGAUCUGCAGUAUAGUAUAAACUAUCACUAUAGACACUGACUAGAGAACAUCAGGAACUCACUUGCAGCUAUGAUGCAGUGCAUUGUGCUCUGUCAGCACUGUUACACCUGGAAUAUAUAUAUAGUAAGUUAGAAACCAAGAACUCCUAACUCUGGACCUUGGAGUAAGGACUCCAGCAGGUUUUGUGUCUAAAUUGCCAUCUUACAGUUGUAGAGAAGGGGUACAUUGAUCCAGUUAACCCUUAAAUAGAUCAGUUUAACAGGGCUCCUGGACAAAGCAGUGCCUAUAAUAUAAGGAGAUCUAGCACACAUACUACAUUAGAGACUGGAGUUAGCAACCUCUUGUUAUUCACCACCAUCACAGUUUAAUUAUAGUUACAAUGUAGAAUGUUAAAUGUAUCCCAGGCGCAUUAGAAAAACAAUAUUUUCUAACCCAUUUAUUGUCCAAUGAUUAUUCUGAAAUGAUAACUAUGAGAAAGUAAAUUGUAGACUGAUUGCACUGAAUUCCAACUAUUGUACAAUAAGCUUUUACCGCUGUUAUUACAGAAUUAGAUUAACUUCGUGCUUGAUCAUGAACCGUAAAUGUUUUGAUUUCACUUUUCAUGGUUGUGUAGUGAAGAAGGCUGCACCUGACUGUAACUCGGCUAAUUACUCUUAAGUCUCCUGACUGUGUGGAUUGUAGUUUUGAAGGGGAAGGGAAUAGUUAGAUUUGGAUAGCAGUAGGGAUUGGCAAAGAGCCUUCAUGCUUUCAAACCUUGGUAUGUUAUUAUUUUUGGCUUUUGAAGUGGUGACAUCUUAACUUUUCUGUUUGAAUGAAAGUGAAGGAAGCAGGAGAGAGAGAGGAUGCCACAGUGAGUACCUGUUCUCAGUGGGAUUUCUAGUCUCUUAAACAAUGCGCUCACACAUGAAGUAGUGGCUUUGUGAUGGGUGUGUGGAAUGCAGCCCCCUCUUUUCUCUGUAGGUGUAGUCAAGCUUUGUGUUGGCUGCCAUACACCACAAAACAUCCCCCCCCCUCCCCUCCCCUACAUGAAGGUAUAAAUGCAGCUGACAGUCGAAACCAUUGCCUUGAUUUAUCUCUCCACACUUGAGCUCUGAAAAAACUUGGCUUCAGAUUGUAAUCUCGUCUGGCAGCCACCCUCUGUGUGUGUUUAGAAUAACCGCGUUUAAUAGCACAGGAGAGUGUCUUAUUAAGAUCAAUAGCAGCGGCAGACUGAAGGGCCUGUGUGCUUUGUUUCAAGUGUGUUUAAGUGUUUUAAUGACUAUGAAACUCUAGCCGAGGGAGGGAAACAAAGGGUUGAAUUCUUCCUUUAUACUGCCGGCCUGGGAGAAGGCACUACAGUAAACGUGAUUGGGGUUGUGAAGACCUGAUUUGAGAGUGCGGGGGAGUAUUGCCUAAGAAAAGGAAUGCUUUAUGUUUUGGGGCUGUGGGACGUCAGCUAGUUUGUGUCCCUUUUUUGGCGCAGAACCAGAUAAAAGCAAUCAGACAGACUUCUGCACACUCUACUCCCAAGACACUGGACACCACCAGUGUUGUGGAACGCAAAGCACUUCAUGUACAUGUACUGGACAUUUUGUUAAAUGGGGAUCUUGUAUCACCUGCAUUAUCUGAAAGCCAUGUAAGGGAAACCUUAUUUGCCCCAUCAGGGAGUGAAUUGAUCGUCCCUGUUAUAAAAGUAACAGUGAUAUUAAAUUGACAGUAAGUUGUGUUCUGCACAUCUUGGUUCUUUUUAUUCCUGUUAGUACCUUUGAGGUAGUUUCAGUGAUACCCAGAUACACGUAAGAGCAUAUUCAUGUCAAAGCAGGUGGCAAAAGAUUCACUAUGUUCUGGGAUUCCAUUUUGAUCUUCAGAUUACAAAUGCAGUAACAAAUGACAGUUCAGAAAAACUGAGUUGAUUCCAAUCUGCUUUAAAUGCGUCUGCACUUGUAUCACAGCAGCAAGAGCUUACGCCCACCAUGAUCAUUUAAGAUGGGCUGGAGGAUCUUCUAGCGUGUCCAGCACUGGCUGAACACCAAGUGGGUUCUGCACCUUUCUCUUUCAUCCAAGAUGAUACCUGAGAGAGAUUUUAGAAUUGUGAAACUGUGUGACCAGUGGACCCCCGUUUUUUUCCAGGCUUAGCCUGUGGCGCGCGCUCAGAUAGCAGGCUCAGGCUCUUUCAGGACUGCAAGUGCGAAUGCUGACUAGGAUUUCUCCUCAGCAGGUUUGCCCUUGAAUCGGUACAGAAUCGAAGAUCAGGUCCUGGCUGCAUAAACACCUCAAAUAUGAAAGCCAUAAGGAAUAAAUAUAGAAACUGUGAACUUGAACUGUUACUGAUUUAUAAAUGCAAUGAGCUGCUUUUGUGUAAAAGCUCAAAGAUCACAUGAGGGGAGCAACUAAGGGGGAAACUAAGCUUUUCUUGUUUUCUGCAAGUGGCUCAGGGCAUUUCAGAAGGGCUGCCAGUCUCGAAUGAAAGGAGAAAAAUCCUAUCUCUUGAUCCCCUGGGAUGCCUUAAAUGUGAGCCCCCCCAGCAGACAGCGCUAGGCCUCCAGUAGAGGGAGGUGCUGCCAUAGGGGUGUUCAACACACAGCUGAUCAGGAAGUGGGCAGGUCAGAGCACCUCCUCAUCCUCCCUACCUGUGUGUGGUCACGGGGGGGUUUGUAAACGUCAACCCGGACAAAACGCACAGCUGCCGAUUCCGAAUUCAAGGGGUGCAGAAGAUAUAAAAAAAGGCCCAAGCAACAACAGAAUAAUUUCCCCCUAGAAUUGCUUGCUGACGCUGGUUGUUUUUAUCUCUCUCUCGG